AUGAAUUCUCCCACCAGACCUCGUCCACGUCAAGCUCAAGCGCCACGUGACUACGACGACGGGCAACCAGCAAUAUAUCACAACAGCGCGAAAGCUGCACCUAGUGCACCUAAUGGGCCGCGUUUUGACAGCCACGACGACUUCUAUGAUUUCCUAGACAGCAACCGAGGUCCCAUGUCCGGUCCAAGCAGUCUUGCCGGCCCUUCUAACGCAAACGCCAGCACUAGCGCACCAUUGCAUACGCAGCCCCUGCAGAUGCCCCAGCAGCAGCAACGCUUCGGACAGAGUAGCGGCCCGUCAAACCAGAGCCCAACAGGGACGAGUCGUCCUCCGCUCACCAACUCGUUCCCGCCCCAGGGAGGCGGCGCUCCGGACAGGUCGCGACCCCCAUCGUACUCGGGCAGCAGCCGUUCCGAGGAGAUGCUUGUGGCAGAUCGCACCCGCGACGACGGGCGAAUCCAGCGCCAAAAUGGGCGUCGGGGACCGCCAGAGGGAAAACCAGUAUCGGGCCCACGACCCCGACCACCAACCAGCAGCUCUGCCGGGUCGUCUCCUCCUCGUAACUCGUCAGGGUACCCAAUCAAUCCGCAAGUCCAGCAUGCGCAGGCUCAGUCAAAGUCGGCUUCCGCUUCCGCUUCGGAUCCCAGCUUAUCUGUCCCAGGCGCAAGCGUAGGCGCGUCGAUCCAGCGCCUUAAGAGUCCCAGUGUGGCAGACUGCGUGCUACAACCGCUUGAUCAGAAAGUCCGCGAGUACAAUGACUUGAUGAAUCGCGAACAGGACGAGAUGGACCGCCUGGAUGCCGAGAUCCGCGCGCUACAAGAGCGUCGCGCAGACGCCGAGACGCGCUUCCUCGAAGCCAAAGGCAAGCAUGAUGAUUAUAAACGACAGUAUGUCGACGUCGAACGUGCUAUGCGUGGGGAGAUGGCGCUGCCACCUCCAACGCCUAGGGAGCAGCCGGCGCCGCUCACACGACAGCACACGCGGCCCAUGAGUCUGCAAGAUGAUGACGAUGACGAUGAUGAUGACCUAGCGCUGCCUCCAUCGUCGCACCGACGUAUCAAUUCUCAGCAGUCGUUCGGACGAUCCUCCCAGAAGAUGAGAAGUGGAGGCCGCUUCCGGUUCAGCCUGUUUGGCGACAAGUAA
Annulohypoxylon truncatum is the source of this 1143-nucleotide messenger RNA. RefSeq lists its product as uncharacterized. The transcript has a single exon. Bases 1 to 1143 code for a protein of 380 amino acids. The record is from RefSeq and is a predicted model, not a curated record. NCBI's taxonomy places the organism in Eukaryota, Fungi, Ascomycota, Sordariomycetes, Xylariales, Hypoxylaceae.